UCGAUCCAUGAUUUGAGUACAGAAUGUGACUCAUACUUAGCUAAAUUACAUCUUUAUUUCUACAGUAAUUCUUAAGACAUUACAAAUACAUGUAUGUGCAAUACUGUUCUUUACAUCUCUGAUGAAAUGCCUGAACAUAUACUUCACCAACUACUGGGCAUUAUUUGAGCCAUGAUGCUAUGUCAUCAUGGAUAUAAAGGUUACGAAUUUAGAGCAUGGGGACGUUUUGACAUACUCAUUAGCUCUCAUCAAAGGUGAUGUCAAACAGCCCUGUCGAGCUGCUGUUGUGUGCGUGUAUACAGUUGAAAAUAAACGGAAAAUAACAUGGCCAAUUGUUGAAGGUCUGUUCAAAGCAUUUGUGGAGCUGCGUCCUGGAUUAAAUCAUGUGCUUUUGGAAUAUGCAGAUUCCACACUGACGUUGGAUUUAACUUACAAGCAGAUUAAGUUCAACAAGUUUGUACUACCAAUUUAUAUCAUAUGCUCUGAUGACGAAGGCCAUUUUCAAGCAGAUGAAGACCAACCCAAUGACAUCUCAAUUGCAAAACGAAAAAUAAUCUUAAAUGCAAAAUUGUUACAAACUUUCACUGCUGAGAAGUUGAAAGAGCAGGGGUUUGGCAGGAAGACAUUUCAACUAGUCACGGACAGUACAGGAAAGGUUGCAUGUCAUACAUUUACAACGAAGUUAAAACUAGCAGAAGUUCAUUCCAUGACAGCUUAUGAUCUCUGGGUCUACUUUGCAAAGGAAAUAAUAUGCUCAGGAUUCCCUAAUAAGGAGAAUUAUAAAUGGUUUGCAUUUAUGUCAUUCACUCGUUAUACACCACCAUCAUCUGGCAUCAUUCCCACAUCACAUUCAGAAAUCAUCAAAUGCACCAAAGCCUAUGCUGCCUUGGGUGGAGGAGGGUUGGCACUGUUUGGAACAGCCACAAUGCACACCUGGGCACACAAGCUAGAACAUCUCACGAAGUGCUUCACAAACAACAAGAAGAUUGAUAAGACUAAACUCAUGGAUGAUAGUGCUUACAGGGGCUACUACUGGGCUAACUAUUCCACUGGCCUCGGUUCCUCUCUCCAUGAGCUUGGGCAUACCUUUGACCUGGCCCAUAACCCCUCAGGAAUUAUGGCCCGAGGGUUUGAUGAUCUCUAUCGAGUGUUUAUUGUGCCAACUUCUACACCACAUCUGACACCAUGUAGUAGUCCUCGGAGGAUAACUCCCUGUAGCAGCCCAGUUAGACAGAGACUAGAAGUGAAAUUAACAACAAAACCACCACCACUUAUCGUUCAAGUACAGACCGGGUUCCUCCGUCUGUCAACAGAGCAACGGGAAACCAUGACAAUACGGGAAUAUGAUGGGAGUGAAGUGCGUAAAACAGUGUCCAAGGAACUGAGUGGAGGGGAAAUGGUCACUGAGACAAAGGUGUUUCCUUGUGGCCAUGUUUCUACAUCUCAAAUUAGGCGCACCUCCAUUGGUCAAUCAAAAUCAGUUUCUAGUUCACCUUCAUCAAGUCGAGCAAGUUCUCCAUCACCACGGCCAGCCAUGUUGCCUAAAACACCACCAGAGGGCACUGUGUGUAUGACAUCCAAGAUUGACCCAUCUCAUGAAGAUGGUGGGGCACACUGGUAUAGGUCAUCGGCAGUAGUUCUUGCUUAUCAUAAGUGGUUGAAUCCUCCCCACCCUGAUGAUCCUGAUAAAGUGCCAACAUUUCAGGGGGAUAUGCUGCAUUCUAGCUCAGGUUUGCGAGUUAUUGAACUGCGUACUGUACCCGAUGGUAUGGUCUUUCAUCAUUGGGAGUUCCUCUCUGGCAUUCCACCAAUCACAUUCAAGCUGAAGGCUGUAGAAAUAGCUGGACUAUCCUCACAACACAGUUUGAAGGAGUUCACUGUACUCGCUGAAGAUUCCUUUGGCAAUUUAUUGAAGAAAAAGGUGUCAUUGACUGAGAUUGCAAAUGCAUCAUUUAGUUAG
This is a messenger RNA of Owenia fusiformis, 1960 nucleotides long. The record is from the annotation of a GenBank genome assembly. Lineage: Eukaryota; Metazoa; Annelida; Polychaeta; Sabellida; Oweniidae.